CCAUGCCGUAUGCAGAUUUCCUCCACCGAACGAAAUCCAGGACGGAGAUUUUACGGCUGUUCGAAGAGAAAUAAUCAAUGCGAUUUUUUUGCGUGGGUGGAUAACGACAUGGCCUAUCAGAUGACGAUGGUCAGGAAUUUGAAAAGUGAGGUUAAUGGCAUGACUGAAGAACGCAACAAAGCUCUACUGGAACUAGUUCAUGCCCAUACUCAGGUGGCGGCUAAAACUGACGAACUGGAGCAACUUAAUGAGGCCUUCGAGGGAUUGAAGGAGUCCAUUGAGAUGUACCACGAAGAAAAUGUGCUUAUGAUCCAGGAUAGUGGUCUGCAACUUAUGGAGAUAAACACUCUGAAGAAACACGUCAAGCUGAUGGAAGUCAAGUGCUCAGACAUGGAGAGGAAAAACAAGAUCAUGAGGCUUGGUUUUUUUGUGGCAUUUACAAUUGCCGGUUGCAGUUUAUCCGUUGCUUGUUUGAAGAAAAAAUGAUGCAUUUUCUAUUAAGUGACAAUGGCUUGUGUUUGUGCAGUGUUGUUAGUAAACUGCGUUCCAAUAAUUUUUUGUAUUAUCUUAAACUCAUUUAAUUUGCUUGUUGGGAAAACUUUGUGUGAUUCAAAAAUUUAAAUUACAGUACUGUCGUUGAUUACAUAAUUUAAGUGCAGGUGCUGUCUUUCAUAAUUAAAUAUAAGUUCAGGUGCUGUCUUUCAUAAUUGGUCGAAAUGUCAAGGGCUAUAUUAGACUUCACAGAGAAAUAAACCGCCAAAAAAAUGAAAACUUAAUGGCAAAGAUUAGCAAUGGGUUUUCCAAGAAACCCUUUCAUUACACCCGUUCCAUCAGUUGUAUUGUUCCAAUGCAGCCUCUUCGUUAACCACAACCACUAACACAAAGGGCAUGUAAAGAAAUUGAAGAGUCAUGAUGGUAACUUAUUUAAAUAGGCAACCACAGCAACUGAUUCAACCAUUUCAGAUUACA
Molecule: messenger RNA, 969 nt
Organism: Mercurialis annua (annual mercury)
Lineage: Eukaryota; Viridiplantae; Streptophyta; Magnoliopsida; Malpighiales; Euphorbiaceae
Exons: 2
Coding region: 10-486 (158 amino acids)
Molecular function (GO): zinc ion binding
Source: RefSeq, a predicted model, not a curated record